AUGGCCGAAUCAUAUCUCUUCAGCAUCGCGGAGUCACUCAUAGCAAAGCUUGCUUCUCAUGCUUUUGAAGAAGCUUCUCGAGUGGUGGGUUUAAACGACAGUCUUCGAGACCUUAACAAGACUCUCUCUUUAGUCAAGGCUGUCUUGUUAGAUGCUGAGCAAAAGCAGGAGCACAACCAUGAGCUGCAGGAAUGGCUCACUCAGCUCAAAGCUGUCUUCUCCGAUGCUGAAGAUGUGUUGGAUGAAUUUGAGUGCCAAACAUUGCGAAAGAAAGUGGUCAAAGCUCAUGGCAACGCCAAAGACAAGGUAAGUCACUUCUUCUCAAGCUCUAAUCCACUUGUUUUUCGUUACAAGAUGGCUCAGCAGAUAAAAGAUCUCACUCAGAGAUUAGACAAGGUCGCAGCUGAUAGACACAUGUUUAGUCUUCAAAAUAUUGAGGUUGACACACGUGUCGUGCAUACUAGAGAAAUGACACACUCUCGUGUGAAUGAUUCAGAUGUUAUAGGAAGGGAACACGAUAAAGAAACGAUCGUACAGCUGUUGAUGCAGCAGAAUCCUAAUGUUAACGAUACAAGUCUCUCUGUUAUCCCCAUUGUGGGGAUUGGAGGCUUGGGAAAGACUACACUUGCAAAGUUUGUGUUCAACGACAAAAGGAUCGAACAGUGCUUCACAUUGAAGAUGUGGGUGUGUGUUUCUGAUGACUUCGACAUUAAGCAACUUAUAAUCAAAAUCAUCAAUUCUGCCAAUGAUCAAGCUUCUGCUGAUGCUCCUCCUCACCAACAGAACUUGAACAUGUUGGAUCUGCAACAACUGCAAAAUCAGCUGACAAACAAACUUGCCGGUCAAAGUUUCCUACUCGUCUUGGACGACGUAUGGAACGAAGACCGUGUUAAAUGGAUUGAGUUGCGGAAUUUAAUCCAAGUAAGUGCAGCAGGAAGUAAAAUUCUAGUGACCACACGCAGUCAUUCAAUUGCUUCCAUGAUGGGUACAGUUUCACCUCACAUUUUACAAGGCCUUUCUCAGGAGGAUUCGUUGUCUCUCUUCGUCUUAUGGGCAUUUAAAGAAGGAGAGGAGGACAAACAUCCUCGCUUAGUAAGUAUUGGCAGAGAAAUUGUGAAAAAAUGCAGCGGGGUUCCUCUGGCUGUGAGAACAUUGGGGAGUUUACUAUUCUCCAAAUUUGAGGCCAGUGAAUGGGAAUAUGUGAGAGACAACGAAAUUUGGAAUUUGCCUCAGAAAAAAGAUGGCAUUUUACAUGCUCUUAAAUUAAGUUAUGAUCUCAUGCCAUCUUAUUUGAGACAAUGUUUUGCAUUGUUUUCCCUUUACCCAAAGGAUUAUACACUCAAUAGUUUUGAGGUAACCUCGCUUUGGGGGGCACUUGGACUCAUUGCAUUACCAAAAAAGAACAGGACUCUAGAAGAUGUGGCCAAUGAACAUUUGUAUGAAUUAAUGUCGAGAUCAUUUCUUCAAGAUGUUGAGAAGGUUGGCACUUAUUAUAGUUUCAUAUUACAUGAUUUGGUGCAUGAUCUUGCCCAAUUUGUUGCAAAAGGUGAGUGUUUACUUAUUCAUUCCUACAAUCAAAAUAUUCCUGAGAAUGUUCGGCAUCUGUCUUUUUCUGAAGGCAACUUGUGCGGCAAUUUAUUCCCCAAAAAAUCAGUAUCUUUGAGAACCAUAAUGUUUCCAAACAGUGCAAAAGGAGCCAACGGUGAAGCUUUACUAAAUACUUGCCUGUCAAAGUUCAAAUACUUGCGAGUUCUAGAUUUAUGGUCUUCGACAUUUGAGACUUUGCCCCGGACCAUUGCUAAGUUGAAACACUUGAGAUAUCUGGACAUUAGCAAAAAUAACACUAUUAAGAAACUCCCAAAUUCAAUUUGCAAGCUCCAAAAUUUGCUAGUGUUUAGAGUUCUCGAAUGCAUGGAGCUGGAAGCUUUGCCAAAAGGAUUAAGAAAACUGAUCAGUGUCCGGCAUUUUGAGUUUAGCACAAAGCAAUCUGUUUUGCCUGACAAUGAGAUUGCCAACAUGUGCUCGCUUGAAAACCUGUCUGUUGAAUCAUGCCCUAAUGUGGAGUCCCUGUUCGGCGGGGUGGAAUUCUCAGCUCUGAAAGUAUUGAAUGUUGCUGACUGUGAGAGUCUAAAGUGUUUGCCACUGGAUGGUAAAAUUUUUCCUGAAUUAGAAACUUUGGUUGUUGGGUCCUGUGGUAAUUUGGACUUGGAACUAUCGAUGGACCAACAUGAUGAACAAAGCCCCAAGCUGAAGUUGAAAACUGUUAAUUUUUCUGCAUUAUCACAGCUGGCGACCUUGCCUAAAUGGCUUCAAAAUGUUGCCAACUCCUUACAGUUCUUGUAUAUUUCAAAUUGCGACAAAAUUGAAACACUUCCAGAUUGGCUGUCAACUCUGACUGAUCUGAAAACACUUUCUAUAACAGAUUGUCCACAACUGGUAUCUCUCCCAGAUAAUAUCGAUCACCUCACCGCACUUGAAAGUCUGACGAUUGAAGGUUGUCCCGACUUACGUAAAAAAUAUCAGCCCCAUGUUGGAGAGUUUUGGCCAAAAAUAUCUCACAUAAAAAACAUUGUCAUUGAUAAUCCAGAAGAUCCGGAGAAUAAUUAG
Messenger RNA from Sphenostylis stenocarpa, 2607 nucleotides. NCBI's taxonomy places the organism in Eukaryota, Viridiplantae, Streptophyta, Magnoliopsida, Fabales, Fabaceae. The record is from the annotation of a GenBank genome assembly.